GUCAGCCAUGUUCUUUUAUAGUUAAAUGAUAAUGGUCAGCCACCUCGGUAGCUUGCUAGCUGAAACAUCGAAGCUCUUUAGACUCGUUCAUGUAUAUUAUCCACUGUGUUUUAAACUAACUUAUGUCGUCUAGCUAGUUAUCCCAUUUAAUUUCAUAUUUACAUUGUUGUUAUUAGUCAGCUAGCUGGCUGGUUUAGUUCACUAGCCUAGAUAGCUAACUGUUAGCUAGCAUCUCCGACCAUGAGUUCACUGAGCUGCUCUCCUCCUGCUAAAGAAGAGGAGGUCUGCUGGACGGAGAAAGAGGGUCUGUGGCUGAACGUUGUCGUGAAAGAGGAAGAGGAAGAGGAGGAUGUCACAGUAACAAAAGUAGAGGAUGAGGAUGUUGCAGUGAAAGAAGAAGAGGACGAGAAAGAGGAGGAUUCAGAUUUUGGAGAGGAGGGAGAGAUAACUGGUAUAUUGGAAGAAGAAGAAGAGGAGGAGGAGGAUCUGAUUAACCCCAAAGCUGACGAGGCAGAGAAGAGUCUCUCCACAUCAGAACACCUCAAGAAACACCAACGGAAACCUACAGGGAAGAAACUUCAUCACUGCUCUGGCUGUGGGAAGAGUUAUUCAAGAUCAGAUUCACUAAAAGUACACCAGAGAAUUCACACUGGAGAGACAUCUCACUGCUGCUCUGACUGUGGGAAGAGGUUUACCUCUUCAGCAGACCUCAAAAGACAUCAGAGAAUCCAUACAGGAGAGAAACCUUAUAGCUGUGAUCAAUGUGGAAAGAGUUUUAAUGUUCCAAGCAGCCUGAAAACACACCAGAGAACACACACAGGGGAGAAACCUUAUAGCUGCGCUGACUGUGGGAAGAGUUUCUCAAAAUUAUAUACACUACAAUCACACCAGAGAAUUCACACUGGAGAGAAACUUUAUAGCUGCUCUGACUGUGGGAAGAGUUUUUCAAAAUUAUAUACAUUACAAUUACACCAGAGAAUUCACACAGGAGAGAAACUUUUUAGCUGUGAUCAAUGUGGGAAAAGGUUUACUCACUCAAGCUGCCUGAAGGUACAUCAGAGAACACACACAGGAGAGAAACCUUAUAGCUGUGAUCAGUGUGAGAAGAAAUUUGUUACAUCUAGCAGUCUGACUAUACACCGGAGAUCUCACACAGGAGAGAAGCCUUAUAGCUGUGAUCAAUGUGUGAAACGGUUUACUUCAUCUAGCCAUCUGACUAUUCACCAGCGGACACACAAGAGAGAAACCUCAUAGCUGUAAUCAAUAUGGGAAGAGUUUUAGCCAAACAUCCUGAUAUUACACCAGAGAACACACACAGGAGAGAAUUCUUAUAGCUGUGAUCAAUGUGGAAAGAGAUAUGCUGGUAAAAUUUUGAAAAUACAUACAUGAAGUUGUUUCAUGAUAUCAAUAAAAUGUCACAAUGUAGAAUGUUAUUAACAUUGUAGUAGGAGUAUUUUAAUGAUGUCACUAUGUAGAAUGUUUUAACAUUGAAGUAGGAGUAUUUUAAUGAUGUCACAAUGUAGAAUCGUAAACGUUUGACCCCCUGUUCUAUUGAUUUCAGCGUGAUAUAGAUAUUAGCCUCGGGAUGAAUCCAGGCCUCAUCAGGGGAAGUAAUGAGUACUAUUUAUUUGAUUAACAAAAAAGUGAUUAACAAGAAAAAAGUUGUUACACUUGGCGCCUCAUUUGAAUGAGAAUGCAGCACUUCAAAAUGUAGCUAGCUGUUUUCUACAAAUUGUCCUAACCAGUGAUGUACACAUUAUUCCCAUAUUCUGUGGGGUGUUUGAGCUGUUCGUUUUAACAGGAUGUGCAACCUCUUCUCCCCCUCUCGUGCAAUUUAUUUCCAAAUGAUAUCGAUAUGAGUGAUGAUGAAUAAGUGUUGCAUUUCUCUUCAUUUUGGGGACCCCUAAAUUUAAUGCAUCAGUCCCAAAUGUAGCUGACUGUUUUCUGCAGGUUGUCCUCUAACCAGUGAGGUAAAAUAUAUCUCCCAUUUCCAUUUUUAGUUGCGUUAGUUUCAACAGCACAUACAACCUGAUUUCCCCCUAACAGAUGUAUUGCCAGUUGUCAAAACAACAGCGUAAUUAAUAUACUUACUACUAACUAACUUACGGGCGGCAGCCUAGUGGUUAGAGCGUUGGACUAGUAACCAAAAGGUUGCAAGUUCGAAUCCCGAGCUGACAAGGUACAAAUCUGUCGUUCUGUCCCUGAACAGGCAGUUAAUCCACUGUUCCUAGGCCGUCAUUGAAAAUAAGAAUUUGUUCUUAACUGACUUACCUAGUAAAAUAAAAAUAAUAAAUUACUGACUUUAUUUCCCCAUGGGGAAAUUUACACAUUUAAAGUGGCGUUUAAAUACAAAACAAGACAAUACAACUUUCAUAACAAUAAUAAGAAAUACAACUUUCUUUUUUUUAAAGAAGAAAAGACUAGCGUGCUGGCCUUACAGGGUCAAUGGGAACAUUCACCCGAGCUAUUUAGGAGGGAUAUCACACCUGGCAUGAAUGAUUGUCUCGUUCUGUUUUUUUCUGCUGAGGCCCAAUACCUGCGCCCAGAGGGAAGUAAUUCAAAGUCUUGGGGGUGGCUUGGGUCUAAAAUGAUGAUAUGAUAUGAUUACUACUGUGGAACAUGUUUGUGUAGAUAGUACAUUUUAUGUUAAACUUUUCAAUAUCACAAACUGUUUCUACAUAUUGGUUAUUGAUUUGAACAAGUUAUAACUCUUCUGAUUUGGGCUCCUCCAAAAUAGCAACAAAAAAAAUGUAAGAUUUUUUUUUUAUUUUAUUCGGAUGAUGUCUUAUUAUUAUUUAUUUUUUUAAGUGAAAGUUUAAAAUAGAAAAAAAGUGCAUUAUUGUCAAUACAUAUUAAAAGGGGUGUGUGUUCGGUUUGAUAUUUCAAAAUAUUUACAAUUCAUGUAACAUUUAGUCAUCAGAAUUAUUUGACAAUUUUUUGGUACAAUUAUAUUGUUUACUAACUUAUAUUUCUGGUUGGUAUUACAUCCUAUUCUAACUAUUUUAAUCAAUGGCUUUUCCUUAGAAUGAUCAUUAGUCUUUCAUUUUUUUUGUUAUUCUUUAGUUUUUUUAUCCUCGUAUGUUGUGUAAUAAAUAUUAAUUUAAUUUUAGUUUUUUUUUCCUAUGAAGCAAAAUUUCUGAAAUGUGAAAUGUUAUAUAAAUAAAGCUUGAUUUUAUUUGAACUUAUUGCAAAAACAAAUGAACCCAAUGUCUGACCAAUCAACACUCUUGCAAAACCAACGAAAAAAUAUGUGCUUGAGGCGUCACUACAGACACCCUGGUUCGAAUCUAGGCUGUAUCACAACAGGCCGUGAUAGUGAGUCCCAUAAGGCGGCGCACAAUGGGCCCAGAGUCGUCCAGGUUUGGCCGUUUUUGGCAAUCUUUGUAAAUUAUAAUUUGUUCUUAACUGACUUGCCUAGUUCAAUAAAGGUUCA
Molecule: messenger RNA, 3433 nt
Organism: Oncorhynchus masou masou (cherry salmon)
Lineage: Eukaryota; Metazoa; Chordata; Actinopteri; Salmoniformes; Salmonidae
Product: gastrula zinc finger protein XlCGF17.1-like
Exons: 2
Coding region: 241-1254 (337 amino acids)
Biological process (GO): regulation of transcription by RNA polymerase II
Cellular component (GO): PcG protein complex; chromatin; transcription regulator complex
Molecular function (GO): RNA polymerase II cis-regulatory region sequence-specific DNA binding; DNA-binding transcription factor activity, RNA polymerase II-specific
Source: RefSeq, a predicted model, not a curated record